Contarinia nasturtii (swede midge) is the source of this 325-nucleotide messenger RNA. Its product is annotated as migration and invasion enhancer 1-like. The record is from RefSeq and is a predicted model, not a curated record. NCBI's taxonomy places the organism in Eukaryota, Metazoa, Arthropoda, Insecta, Diptera, Cecidomyiidae. The transcript is spliced from 5 exons. The annotation marks the transcript as partial.
AUGUACCGAUACUGUGAACGGUUGAAGAAAUCACUCAAUUCCAUUGAACGUAACUUUCAAGAUUUUCAAACGAAUUCAGUUAAAGUCGACAUCGAAUAUUGCGAGAUUUGUAAUUCAAAGCCGAAAUGUGAGGAAUUGGGCAAAUUCAUUCGAGAAAUGUGCCCAAAAGCAGAUGUUGUGUGUCACACAGGCCGACGAGGUUCGUUUGAGGUAAAAAUUAAUAGUGAAUUGGUGUAUUCAAAACUGACUGGUUUAGCAUUUCCGGAUUAUGGCGAUGUUGUGAAAAAUGUUAAAUUAGCGGCCGAAGGUAAACCAGUAACAAAAG